This is a messenger RNA of Anoplopoma fimbria (sablefish), 5287 nucleotides long. It is a transcript of the gene llgl1, whose product is annotated as LLGL scribble cell polarity complex component 1. The record is from RefSeq and is a predicted model, not a curated record. Gene Ontology annotation, biological process: regulation of establishment or maintenance of cell polarity; cortical actin cytoskeleton organization; regulation of Notch signaling pathway. Lineage: Eukaryota; Metazoa; Chordata; Actinopteri; Perciformes; Anoplopomatidae. The coding region runs from base 132 to 3335 and encodes 1067 amino acids. Gene Ontology annotation, molecular function: GTPase activator activity; myosin II binding. Gene Ontology annotation, cellular component: cortical actin cytoskeleton; cytoplasm; plasma membrane. The transcript is spliced from 24 exons.
UGUGGUCAAACCCGAACAGCUCCAGGAGGGAGAGGAGGAGGAGAGAGCCGCAGCAGCAGCGUCGCAGCCUUCAAUGGGCUCCUCGGUUAGCAGCUUAGCUUAGCAUCGUCCCCACCGUGCACGGCUCCAAGAUGAUGAAGUUUCGGUUCCGUCGGCAGGGAACCGACCCGCAGAGAGAGAAGAUAAAGCAGGAGCUGUUCGCCUUCAACAAGACUGUGGAACAUGGGUUCCCUCAUCAGCCCAGUGCUUUGGCCUUUGACCCCAAACUGGAACUUAUGGCCAUUGGAACAAAGUCAGGAGCCAUCAAAGUUUACGGGUCUCCUGGUGUGGAGUUCACUGGACUUCACAACGACACCACCGCUGUCACACAAAUCCACUUCCUGCCUGGACAGGGCCGCCUGCUGUCACUGCUGGAUGACAACACCAUCCACCUGUGGGAGCUGGUGGCCGGGGCCCCUAGAGAGGUGGGAGGAGUCAAGAGAGAAGGCCUGGUCUAUCUACAGGAAGUGGAUAGCUACAGCCUCCCAGGAAGACCUGGCAUUGAAAGCUGCAGUGCCACUCGGGUGACCGUCCUCCUCUUGUUGAGGUCAAGCGACCUGCUGUGCGUCGGAACAGAGGGAGGGGGCGUGUACUUCCUGGAGUUGCCCCGUCUAACACUGAAGGACAACCAGACGCUGCUCCAGGAUCAGGUCAUGCAGAGCCUGCCAGAUGAUUACAGAUGUGGGAAAUCCUUGGGGCCGGUGGAAUCUCUUCAGGAGCAUCCCCAGCAGUCAGGGAAGAUUCUGAUUGGCUACAGCCGAGGCCUGGUGGUCCUCUGGGAUCUGAGCACCCGACAUACCGAGCAGCUCUUCCUGGGCAAGCAGCAGCUGGAGAGCCUGGUGUGGGAACGAUCUGGAAACUUAUUUGUGAGUUCCCAUAACGAUGGGGGCUACUCUGUGUGGGCUGUUACUAACGGCAACACCUACAAUCACCAGCCAGUGUCCUCCACCAUCCCAUAUGGUCCGUUUCCCUGUAAGGCCGUCAACAAGAUCCUGUGGAGAACAACACAGACAGGUUCUCCAGUGUUGUUGUACAGUGGAGGGAUGCCCAGAGCCAGCUACGGUGACCGCCACUGUCUGACCAUUCAACAGGACAAAGAUCACGUCACUCUGGACUUCACAUCCCGAGUCAUCGACUUCUUCACCGUCCACAGCAUUGAGCAGGAGAAAGAGUUUGAUGAAGCGUCUGCGUUGGUAGUUCUGCUGGAAGAGGAGCUGGUUGUGAUUGACCUCAAGACCCCCGGCUGGCCGUCACUGCCCACCCCCUACCUGGCUCCUCUCCACUCCUCAGCCAUCACCUGCUCCUUCCACGUCUCCAGCGUCCCGCCCAAACUCUGGGAGAGGCUGGUCAACGCUGGCAAAGCACAGCAGGGCCGACAACAAGCACACGGGAGUUGGCCCAUUUGUGGAGGGAAAAACAUCGCUCCUCCACCCAAACAACAGGAGCUGCUGUUGACAGGUCACGAGGACGGCACUGUGCGUUUCUGGGAUGCGUCGGGCGUCGCUCUCACUCCGAUGUACAAACUCGGCACAGCCAACGUUUUCCACACCGACUGCGACCCUAGCGACGACCCUCAGGACCCUAGCGACGACCCCGACAUGCAGCAGGAGGAGGAGUGGCCUCCCUUCAGGAAGGUGGGCUGUUUCGACCCGUACAGUGAUGACCCCAGACUGGGCAUCCAGAAGAUCAGUCUGUGCAAAUACAGCAACAAGCUGGUGGUGGCUGGAACUGCUGGACAGGUGAUUGUUAUGGGUUUGAGCGACGAGCGUUCGGACCACCUGGUGGACGUGUCGGUGGUCGACCUGCUGCAGGACCGGGAGGGCUUCACCUGGAAGGGCCACGACAGGCUGGAGCCGCGACUCAAACCCGCCUCCUUCCCUCCGGGCUUUCAGCCGCUGGUGCUGGUGCAGUGCAUGCCCCCGGCCUCCGUCACAGCGGUGGCUCUGCACGCCGAGUGGAACCUGAUCUCCUUCGGGACGAGUCAUGGAUUUGGUCUGUUUGACUACCACAGGAGAAAUGCUGUGCUGGCCAGGUGCACCCUGCACCCUAAUGACUCCUUGGCGAUGGAGGGCCCCCUGUCCAGAGUCAAAUCUUUGAAAAAGUCCUUACGACAGAGCUUCAGACGGAUCCGCAAGAGCAGGGUGUCGGGCAAGAAGCGCCCCAUCACCACACCCACCAGCAAGGUUCAGGAGGCCAACGCCGCUCUAGCAGAGCAGGAGGACGUGGCUCCGAUACAGAGAAGGAUCGAACCCCGGUCAGCAGACGACUCGCUGUCUGGAGUGGUCCGUUGUCUCUGCUUCGCUGACACUUUUCUACGUGACGGUACUCACCACGGCGCCACACUGUGGGCGGGCACCAACUCGGGCAGUGUGUAUGCGUACGCUCUGGAGGUGCCCGGCGUCGGCUCGGGACGUGUGUGUGAGCGCGGUGGGGCGGGAGAGAGCAGCGUGUGUGUGGAGGCAGUUUUGGGCAAAGAGAUCCAGCUGAUGCACAGAGCCCCCGUGGUGUCCAUCUCCGUGUUGGACGGCCGGGGGAAACCGCUGCCGGACCCGUACGAAGCCUCCCAGGACCUCGCCAUCGCACCGGACAUGACCAACGCUCACUCUGUCCUAAUCGCCUCAGAGGAACAGCUAAAGGUGUUCUCUCUCCCCAAAGUGAGCGCAAAGACCAAGUUCAAGCUGACGGCGCACGAAGGCUGUCGGGUGAGGAAGGUGGCCCUGGUGGUGUUCGGCUCCACGGCUCAGGAGGACUACUGCGAACACACACUGGUCUGUCUCACCAACCUGGGCGACAUGCACCUCUUCAACAUACCUGGCCUUCGACCACAGGUGCGCUACGACUGCAUCCGUAAGGAAGACAUCAGCGGCAUUGCAUCCUGCGUCUUCACAAAGAACGGACAGGGGUUUUACCUGAUCUCUCCCUCAGAGUAUGAGAGGUUCUCGCUGUCUGCAAAGGUCCUCACUGAACCGCUCUGCUCUCUUCAGCUGGACCGACCGCUAGAGCCCACACCGGCCAGCGAUGGUACUACGACGCAGACGCAGGCCAACGGAACCCACAAGAACCAGAUGGGUCAGGCUGAGGGGCAAACAGAGGAUCCUCCCAGCACCCUGUCCUCUCCCAUCCUGGACACCCCUCUGGACUCCCCCCUCAGCUGUGGUGACAUCACCCUCGACUCCACCGGAGAAAUCACCGUAGAGGACGUCAGGGAUUUUCUAACCACUGUGGAUGAGGCAGAGAAUAACCUGAAGAACAUUAAAGAGGAGGAGGGACGCUCGACUGGCAUCCUCAUUAACUAAACAGUAGGAGCUCAAGUGUUCUGGAUGGACCACAAACAUCUCCCAUCAGCCCUCUGUGGAGCCCUCAACAGGCACUCGGCACAAACUGGGAGGAACGCCUUCACACCAGUGUUGUUUGAUCCUCCAACUGGAAGAACUACAUCUUCUUCUUCUUCUUAUAUACAACCACUUUGGAAACAUGACAUUGCCUCCCACAUGGAACUAGAGACCUAGCUAGCACAGAGUGUCGCCUGGAUGGACCUGGAGCUGAUGAUUAUGAUUCCAUGCACUGAAAAUUGGACUGUUUCCCAUCAUCCAUCUUGGCUCUCUGUGCGAUCGUUCCUUUUUGGCGCUUCUACCCUCGGAGACUUGAUGGUCGUUGGGCCGUUCUCCAGGAAAGAGCCUGCGUAGGAGACUUACCAGUGACGUUUCUGUGUUUUUAUUUUUCUAUCCACAGUCUUUUUGGCGUGCUGGGUCUGGUCUUGAGGUUUUCCCCCAACAGUUGGAACUGUAAUCGACACUCAAAUGGCGCUUGUUGAUUCCUCGUGCACACUCGUGGAUGUGUCGGAUUGUUUUGCACGCUGCCUAACGCCACCAGAGCCCUGUGAAUGAGCCCUGUUUAUGAAAGGAGGAUGUAAAGCAGAGACUGAAAGGGAGCAUUGUGGAGUCCAAGACUGUAAGGAAAUGAAGUAUUUUGAACAUUUGAAUAUUGAAGUCUGUAAAUUGUAUAUUCUUCCCCUCUUAGGUGCCAUUGAGUGCAUUUGAAUUGCUCCACCCAGAGUCCUGUGUGGGCCGAGGUGGUUAAAUGUUGUUACAAGCACAUCACUAACAAGGUUUUGAGAAGCUCUCUGAAGAUGAAAAGUACUUGGAUAAUGAAGGUUUUUUUUGUAAUACAAAGAUCGAUGCUCUGUUACAUAUGUUUUGUAUGGCUUUUGGAAAAAGUAAAGAUAUUUUAAUGACAAAUAGAAAGAGGCGACGCAAGAUUUCACACAGAUUUUAAAGGGAACCAGCUGUUAAAGAGGGAAACUAAGGCGCUACUACGUAUGAAGGACUAGAGGUGAAAUAAUAUUUUUGAAAUACCUUUUAUUGAUUAACGCAUGGCCCAAGUUGCAAAUACAUUUCUUUAUCUUUCAUUAAAACUUUGAUUAAUUCAGUUUUUAUCAGGCAAAAUCAGCAAAUGAGCUCAGAGUUCAUUGUGUUUCAUGUUCCAGUUUGGUAAAAUCCUGGUUAAAGAGAAUGGAAAGAAGGUAAAGUAUGUGAUAAAACGAAGCGUUGUUAAAUUCCUCCCUCCUCCGUUACAUCAUCUCAUGCAGAAAUCUAUUUGACGGGACUCAGGGAAGUGUGGCGAAGGAAGCAAAGUCAGUCUGAAUGGGAAGUGUGACGUACUGUGUACUGAGAUGCACCCAGGAGAUACUUUCUUUUGUGGGUUUUCUGUGAAUCGGUGCACUCUGGGUAAUAUUGGCUACAUGCAGAGCUUUGAUCACCAGUAUUUUUAACCCUUUUAAAAAAAAGUUUUACUGUGUAAAAAUAUAAACAGUAUCUAUACCUAGGUUUACAGAAGACAGGUUUAUAACAGCGAGCCGACGAUAGACUAAAGGUUAGAGCUUUGUAGAACCUGUCCUAGCCUAAGAAACGCUCAGUAUUCAAGCUUUUUGAUCACAUAAGACUAAACAAAAACGUAAAAAAAGGGACCUCACUACUAACUAAUGUUACUCAACAGGUAGGAAUCAUGUUAAUGCUUUUUUACUUUUUGUGUUAGCUUGUUUUGGUGCUCUGGUUGACACAUGAAUAAUUAACCCCUUGAUGCUACAGCUGGCACCGUUUACCUUUUUUUUUUUUUUUUAUUCCACAAUUAAGAAAAAUUUGUUUCCACUUUUGUCAUUCAGUUUUGUGUGUAGGAUUUUAAUCGGGUCAUUUAGCGAUUUUGGCUGAUGAAGAAUUGUGAAUGUUAAUAAAAUUAUUUACUCUCUAUA